Hermetia illucens (black soldier fly) is the source of this 1272-nucleotide messenger RNA. RefSeq lists its product as uncharacterized. The record is from RefSeq and is a predicted model, not a curated record. Bases 877 to 1272 code for a protein of 131 amino acids. Lineage: Eukaryota; Metazoa; Arthropoda; Insecta; Diptera; Stratiomyidae. The transcript is spliced from 2 exons.
AUACCAAGUUGCAUGCAAUAUUGAGUGCUAGUGAGUUAGAGCCCGCGUUUAAUAAUAUGACGGCCCAAAUAGUGGAAAAAAUGGAAGGGUUUCAGGAGAAGGACAGUGGAUGGGCUUAUUGAGGUUAACGCAUUACGAAUUAAACCUAAAUGAGUUCAAACCACUCCGGGGAACGAAUUUUAUUCCAUCCCCAAAGUACAUAGCCCAAAAACGUGAGUCAUAGUCGACGAAGCAGAUGCCAACCAUCUGCGACCACCAUCAAACAAUUCAAUAGAUAACAAUAUCUGUAGUCCUUCCUGGAAUAAUAUCACAUUGGGUAAACAAAUCCCCGACCUUCCUGGAACAUUAUCACCAUGGGUAAUAAAAGUCUUAACCCAUAUAGUAAUAAAGAUCGCAGGUCAUAGGGAAACAUGUUCUGUAUAGUUUCCCUGUGUUAAAGAUAAGAUAUACGAUAAGAACCAUGGGUCAUAAGGAAAUAUGUGUUGUAUAUUUCCCUAUCGAUUCAUUAGUAAGUAAGACGUAGUAUUUAAGGAGGUGUAGAAACGGAGAUCAGCAGUUCCUCGAGUACUACCAGAGCGUAAGCACUCUGGCCCUCGUGAAUAAAAAAAAAAUAUAAAAGCAAAUACCGUGCAUGUGUAAACGUGAGAAAUAAAGAUAUUUUUUGCUUCAAGUGGAGCAUCAUUUCUGCCCUAUACCCCGUGAAUACUCACUUAGAAAAAACAUCACUAUAUGAAAUCGAUGAUAUCACAGAUAGUGUAAUAGUGCUAAAAAAUGGACGAAUUAUAAACUUUUGGGGGCUUGAUUUCCCCCGUAAAGCGAAAGACAUUAAUGUGUUCGAGGAGCUGAAUCCAUCAAUCAGCAUCAAUUUAUUUGGAUAUGAUUCAGAAAUUAAAAAGAUUGUGGGUCCAUACCACCUGUCGAAGGAGGAAAAGGUGCACCACAUCAACUUGCUGCUGCUGCAAUUUGGAGAAAAAAAACCACUACAUUUGGAUUAAAGAUAUGUCAAGAUUAAUACGAGAGCAACAAACAUCACACUGCUCAAAAAUAUUUAUAUGCAACAAAUGCCUUCAGCAUUUUUAUUCAACGGAAAAGCUGAAGAGUCAUGAAAACGAUUGCAGCAAAAUUGUAACAAAAAUGGUGUCCCCGGAGAAAUCAACGGUUGAGUAUAGACAUUUCGAGAGACAAAUAGAUGUACCUUUUGUAGUCUAUGCGGAAUUCGAAUGUCUAUUUCAAGAUAUUCAAAGUUGUCAGCCAGAUCCAGCAUCAGCGUGA